CGAAUAGGUAAGCCGCAGUGGAGCGGUCACAUGGUAGUAUCACAUGACCGUGACGUCAAGUCCUUUCCUAGGAUUGGAACUAGCCGCUACCCUGCGAGAUUUGACUCCUUUCUCUUUCCUUCGCCUGGUCGCAGCGUGCUGACGUCAUUGACGUCAUCCCAGGGCAGCGGAAAAUGGCGGAGGCUCUACCGAAGGCCGGGAGGUACUUCUGUCAUAGCUGUACGGCCGAGAUUACCCCGCGGCUCCCGGAAUAUACCUGCCCUAGGUGUGAUUCAGGAUUCAUAGAGGAACUCCCUGAAACAAGUAGAAAUUCAGAAAACAAUAGCAGCAACAAUUCUAGAACAGACCAAAACAGACCUUCGUUUGAGAACCUAGAGUCUGCUCAGUUCACACUUCCUUCUGGGUAUGGCCAGGUCACAUUUGGAAUUUUUAAUGAGGGCCUGGACUUUCCCAUCUUUGGCACUAGUGGUCCAGUUGAAGAGACACGUGAUGGAGAAAGCAGGCGGGAGCAUCAGUCACGGCAGAGAUAUGGUGCUAGACAGCCCCGUGCCAGGUUGAGCACAAGACGAGCUGCAGGAAGGAAUGAGGGAGUACCUACAUUAGAAGGGAUCAUUCAGCAGUUAGUGAAUGGGAUCAUCGCACCUACAGCAAUGUCAAACCUGGGGGUGGGUCCAUGGGGUGUCCUGCAUUCCAACCCCAUGGAUUAUGCAUGGGGUGCAAAUGGCCUAGAUACAAUAAUCACACAGUUACUUAACCAGUUUGAAAACACCGGCCCGCCCCCUGCGGACAAUGAGAAAAUCCAAGCCCUUCCUACCAUCCAGAUAACAGAAGAGCAUGUGGGUUCUGGUCUGGAGUGUCCCGUGUGUAAAGAGGAUUACACAGUUGGUGAAUGUGUGCGGCAGCUUCCUUGCAAUCACUUAUUUCACAAUGACUGCAUCAUCCCUUGGUUAGAACAGCAUGAUACAUGUCCUGUUUGCCGAAAAAGUCUUAGUGGCCAGAACACAGCAACAAAUCCCCCUGGACUGUCGGAAAUGACUUUCUCCUCCUCUUCAACCUCAUCUUCUUCCUCCACCUCCCCUACUGAUGAAAAUAAUUCUGCCAACAAUUCCUGAGCCCUGGUACUGAAGGACUGGAUCAACUGCAUACUGCUCCCUUAUUAUGUGGCCCUCUCCUGUACUGUUCUCUCACCUUUACAGCAGAUAGAAGCUUUACAUUUGGGGUCCUCACUCCAGGACGCUUAAUGGACCUAAGGGAUGUCUCCUCCUGCUGGUGGGAGGCAAAUGGAAAUUAAACAUGUUCCUUUUUUCCCCCCUUUAAGCUUUGCAAACUAUAUAGGUGGAAAGAGACCGAAUAGGUGCAAGCUGAGCCUUUUUUUUUUCUUUUUGAAAGGGGGAGGGUAUUUCCCCACUUUUAAAAACAAAACAAAAAAAAUAGCAGAAAAACGUUGUGAGUUGUGUGUGAGGUGACUCAUUUAUUAUUUUUAUUUUUUUUAAUGUUUUGACAUUUUUAAUCUUUAAAUUAAAAGUUUAUGGUUGAGUCUGCUCCUGGAGUGAGCAGCCACUGCACAGUAA
Messenger RNA from Xenopus laevis (African clawed frog), 1571 nucleotides. RefSeq names its product ring finger protein 126 L homeolog (gene rnf126.L). The transcript is spliced from 9 exons. The record is from RefSeq and is marked provisional. NCBI's taxonomy places the organism in Eukaryota, Metazoa, Chordata, Amphibia, Anura, Pipidae. Bases 174 to 1112 code for a protein of 312 amino acids. Gene Ontology annotation, molecular function: ubiquitin protein ligase activity. Gene Ontology annotation, cellular component: cytoplasm; nucleus. Gene Ontology annotation, biological process: protein ubiquitination; protein polyubiquitination.